CACACAGAGAGAUCAAUGGCAAUGAAAACCAUGGAUGAUGGCCAAGUUAUGCUUUAUGCUAAUUCUAUUAAUGCCCGAGAGCAGCAAAUACCCUACCCAUGGUUGGUCUUUGGUGAUAAAAUUAAAGUAAAUACUGUUUAUAUACGUGAUUCAACAGGAGUAUCAGACUCAAUCCUCCUCCUUUUUGGCGGUUCUCUUUCUUGUGGAAUCGUGGAUGGUCAAUUAAAAAUGUUGGAAGGCUUCUUGGAAUUCUUCAUGCAACCUGAUUUAGCCAAGACUUAUUUGAAACUCAAGGAGGAGCUUGAUAAACUUAUUCAGAGAAAACUUCAGAAUCCAAGUUUGGAUGUACAUAAAGGUGGGCAGCAUUUAUUUCUAGCUGUCCAAGAGAUAGUUUCAGGGGAUCAAUGUGAUGGAAAAUUUGUCUUUGGUCGUGAAAGUAGAAAAUCUAAGCCAGACCGUGAAGAUCCAUUCAACAGAACUGGACAAAAUCCCAAAUCCUUACUUCAGACCCUACUGAUGCGGGCUGGCCAUAGUCCUCCAAAAUAUAAAACAAAACAGUUGGGGACUAAUCAGUUCAGAGCUCUCGUGGAAUUCAGACGAAUGCAGUUUAUUGGUAAAGUAUGUAAAUUCAAGCAACUGGCAGAAAAUGAUGCUGCAGUUGAAGCAUUAGGCUGGCUAACUGGUCUCUCUGGUACAAAUGAGAAACGAAGUGGUCCAUCAGUUCAUGAUGAUGAAGAAUUAUUACAAUUGCUUACUGACAAGCUUAAUAAAACACGGAAGCGGAAGCAGAAGGGGAAGGGGAAACGUAGGGCAUAAUCAUUUGUCUUUGAGUCUUUUAAGCUGUCAGCUUAGCCAUGUGUAUCACUAUUUGUUUUAAAUUCUGAAAAUUAAUUAUAAAGCCCUUCUCAGUGUAUAAUAGCGGAUGAUAAUGUAAAUGUUAGUUUAUUUUGUAUAUGAAAAAAGAGAGCAGAAUGUUCAAUUAUUGAUUUCUUUCUA
Molecule: messenger RNA, 996 nt
Organism: Cryptomeria japonica (Japanese cedar)
Lineage: Eukaryota; Viridiplantae; Streptophyta; Pinopsida; Cupressales; Cupressaceae
Product: DExH-box ATP-dependent RNA helicase DExH3
Exons: 4
Coding region: 16-816 (266 amino acids)
Source: RefSeq, a predicted model, not a curated record